Messenger RNA from Hypomesus transpacificus, 2094 nucleotides. RefSeq names its product Nedd4 family interacting protein 2 (gene ndfip2). The transcript has 8 exons. The record is from RefSeq and is a predicted model, not a curated record. Gene Ontology annotation, cellular component: perinuclear region of cytoplasm; Golgi apparatus; endoplasmic reticulum. Bases 228 to 926 code for a protein of 232 amino acids. Gene Ontology annotation, biological process: metal ion transport; vacuolar transport; positive regulation of protein ubiquitination. NCBI's taxonomy places the organism in Eukaryota, Metazoa, Chordata, Actinopteri, Osmeriformes, Osmeridae. Gene Ontology annotation, molecular function: WW domain binding.
UACAAAUUGCGUCACAAAUUGAAAGAACCCACUCAGUCUUACCGAAUUUUGCGUCAAUUGAAUUAAAGCCAAUGGAGAGACGUCGUUUCUGUUACAUCUGUACGUGUAGAUAGUACGUUUAGCUUCCUUGGCUUGGAAAGUCACAUCAAGUUUCGUUAGAGCUAUAUAUAGAAAGACUACUGACUGUUUCCUGGCUGGUCAGCUUGCCAGCUGAGUCUAACGUCGAGAUGGACCAGGCAGCAAGCCGAUAUCAAGUGUUACACAACGAGGAUGACCUGUCGGAGGCCUCCACCAGUGCCCAGCCGUCCACUUCAGCCCAGGCCAGUGCGACCCCAGAGCCUGCGCUGCAAGGGGGGGACGCCGAGGCCCCUCCUCCCCCCUACACCAGUAUCGCUUUGGGAGCCGCUGCUGAGAGCAGUUUCCAGGGAGACUUCCCGGUGCCGCCUCCCUACAGUGUUGCCACCUCUUUGCCCACAUACGAUGAGGCAGAGAAGGCCAAGGCAGCAUCCUUGGCUGCCUCGGCUGUGGAAGUGAUCCCCCGGGAUGAUGACUUCCCUCCCAGGGAUGAUUUCAGUGAUGCAGACCAGUUGAGAGUUGGCAACGAUGGCAUCUUCAUGCUGGCCUUUUUCAUGGCCUUCCUGUUCAACUGGAUCGGGUUCUGCCUGUCCUUCUGCCUGACUAACACCAUCGCCGGGCGAUACGGGGCCAUAUGCGGCUUCGGCCUCUCUCUCAUCAAGUGGAUUCUCAUCGUCAGGUUCUCUGACUAUUUUACUGGAUACUUCAAUGGACAGUACUGGCUCUGGUGGAUCUUCCUGAUCCUUGGUCUUCUGCUGUUCUUCAGAGGAUUCGUGAACUAUCUGAAAGUGCGCAACAUGUCAGAAAGCAUGGCUACUUCUCACAGAACCCGCUUCUUCUUUCUCUAUUAGAGGUGAAGUGAGGCUGUCAGACCAAAAAUUCUUCCUAAAUGUGAAAUUCCUAGACGAUUUGCCACUCCUCAAAUGACCAGGAUGCACACCCAUUCUGAGAAGAGGUUAAACAAAACACACAAGGAAGGACAGCUCAAUCGUUCCCAAAGUCUGGCCUCUUUUAAUAAAUAAAAACAAAAACUAAUAAUGGACUCGCCUCUUUUAGAAUUGAAUAAAUGUAUGUUAUAAACUGUCAGUGUAUUCAAUAUUCUUACCAGCUUUAUUUGGCUCUUAACAUUUCAAUUGCUUUCCAUCGACCCUUGAUAUUGUCUGUGUGCUUGAUUUCCCCAAGUAUUGUAUAAACUGUGCGUCUUACCCCAAGGUGCUAAUGUGGUACCUGUUGUAGGCCAUGUUGAAAUGUAGAGGCAGAGUGGCAGGAUAUGGUAUGCAUUCAACAUGUUUUAUGCAAUGGAUCCUUCCCCUAAAGUGGAUGUCAGGUGGUAUUUUUGCGAUCCAUGAUAUGCAUGGUUUAGUAAUAUCCUGUCUGCUUAAGCACUAGGGAUCAGAAUAAUUCAGAAUCAGCUUUCAGAAUCUAUUAGAGGUUGUUUUAGUCUGUUUUACCUUUACUUAGUAUCCAGAUUUCAUCGUGUCUGGAUUAAGAAUCUGCUGUUUGAUGAUUAUUUUGAUCCAGCUAAUGCCAAUUUAUAACAUUUGCACUUUUCAAAAAUCUGAGUUGUGAAUUGCUUAAUUAUUGUUGUAGUUAGACUGAUACGUUUUAAUGUCAAUCAGUUGGAACUGGAAUUUGUAUUUGUCCCAAAAGGAUAUCUGCCUUUUGCACUUUUUACUUAAAGAUAAUGUAAUUGUCAGUCUUUUUGUUUUAAUUGUCAAAAUUAGCCUAAACUGUGACAUUUGUAAAUUAUGCCAAGCUUGGAUGAUGCCUUUCUAAUUCAAUUAUGUUCCACGAAUGCCUCUUCAGCAAUAUGACAACCUUCAAUUGGAAAUGGUAAUGCAUGACUAGACAAGCCAAUUAGUUUGGUAGAGCAGCAAUCUUAGUAUUCUAUGUUUGACAACCAAACAUUUUAUUUGUCAAAAGUGAUUCUCUUAACAUCUGUUGAGCAAUGAUCAUGUGUGCUUGUUAACUGGUAUAAACUCAUGAAGUCUUGCACAAUGCAAUAAAGUUCCAAAUGCA